AGUUGUCUGACAGCACUGACAGCUGUUUGUUUAUGGAAUUUAAAAUAUUAUUUUUAUUAACAAUUAAUUUGUAGAUAGUUAUUAAUUCAAUUUGUAUAAUAGCAUUCCAACUGUGUAAGUUAAAUAACUAUAUUAAUUAUGGCUUUAUACGACAACAAGUAUUGGCUUCUGUCCCAUAUACGAAAUUCGUUUAUAUCAACAGACGAUACAGGCAUGUGCGAAGUAGUAAUGGUGGGUGAGUCAAAACAAGUUAAAGAAAAGUUUUUCAGUCAGGAGCCUUUUGCAGACCCUGAUGAAAGUGAUGAAGAGGAAGAUGAUGAUGAGACAGGGUCUUAUGAUCUUCAAAUGGAUGCAUAUUUUGGUAUAAGGGAUAGAGGGGCAACAUCAAGAGCAGAGAAGUUGGAAAAUAACACUAAGAAACCUCCUAAAAUGAAACAUAUUAAAUGGGAACCGAGAAAUAACAGUACAGAGGACAAUGAUAAUGGAUCCAUUAAUGAUUUAUUUGUGAAAAAGGAAAUCAAACCACCUGAUAAAACCAAUAAAAAGGUUGUAAAAUCUGGCCUGAGUGCGCUCAUAGAAAAAUUUACUCACUUACCAUUGAAUCCUUAUAUGGAAUUUGCAAAAUUUGAUGGCUCUGGUCAAGUAAAUAUACCUACUAGAAAAUAUAGAAUUUUUUUAACAAUGUUGCCAGAGGAACAAAGACAUUACCCACUUCCUAUUGUUUGCAUUGCCACUGCUAAAAUCCAAGAUCUGGUUGGUUUGACAUUAUUGAAAUUCAGUACAAAUCAUUCAGAUUUUGUUUUGAAACCUGUCGCAAACUAUGGAUUGUACAUCACAGAAGAGGACGGUGAAGUUGACAGUGACUUUCCUAAUUUGGAUCCUAAAGAGUGUGUGGCCAAAUUUGGAUUUAACUGCCUAGGGCUUGUUGAACAUAAGGAUCCACCAAAGAUGGUCAGUUUUGAUACACCCGAAGAAAUACCUUCGUCGCCCGACAGUAGCGGCGGUAAGAAAAGAACAACUUCGUCUUCCAAAGCUGAAGAGACAAAACAAAUUAAAAACGAUAAGGAAAUAAUGGACGGACACAACAGAGCAAUGGAAGCGCCAUUAUACAAAUCGUAUCGCGUUCAUAUUGUAAACAAACUCCGCUGGUGGAACAUGGAAGUUCAUUUAGGAAUUAGCAGUGAUAAAAUUGAAAUAGAUCCUAUUGCUCAGAAAAAUACGAAAUUGCAACUGGUCAAGCAGAGUCCCAUGAGCCAUCCUAUGGACACAAUCGCUUUUUGCGAAGAGCUGGAAACCAGGGGCAAUAAAACUACUUUCGUUGUGGUCUAUGCUGCUGGAUUUGGAGGGAAAAGUAGCGAAAGAAAUCCUUAUCCAAGCUCUUUCAACAUGCCAUCUCUUCAGACAUCGCCCAGCUUCAAACAUUACGAUUUCGAGGCAGAAAAAGACAUUGCCGAAGAAAUUGUGAGCAAAAUAAACCUAAUUUUAAAUCUCAGAACCAGUCCUUGCAGAAGAGAAUAUCUAGCAGCCAAGGAAAGAAAACAUUUUAUGAAGAGAAAAAGUUUCAGGUCACUUAAGUAAUUUUUUUAUAGUUAAGUUAAAUAAAGAUAUUUAUAUCAA
Sitophilus oryzae (rice weevil) is the source of this 1617-nucleotide messenger RNA. RefSeq names its product stress-activated map kinase-interacting protein 1 (gene Sin1). The coding region runs from base 139 to 1578 and encodes 479 amino acids. The transcript is spliced from 8 exons. Gene Ontology annotation, molecular function: phosphatidylinositol-4,5-bisphosphate binding. The record is from RefSeq and is a predicted model, not a curated record. NCBI's taxonomy places the organism in Eukaryota, Metazoa, Arthropoda, Insecta, Coleoptera, Curculionidae. Gene Ontology annotation, cellular component: plasma membrane; TORC2 complex; cytoplasm. Gene Ontology annotation, biological process: TORC2 signaling.